AUGCAUUUGGUUGUGGGUACUUGGUUUAUCACAUCACUUCUUGGCCUUGGAUGGGGGCAUAACUCCUUGUUUCAAGGAUAUGAUCUGUCUCUUUUGGGUUAUCACAUGUGUUCCAUGACUGAGUCUGUGUUGGUGACCAAUGUGAUCUCUUACCCAACCUCCUACACCCAAAGGAGACCAUGUGGAGGAUGGCUGCCAUGGACAAUGUGUAAUGUCACGGUUUAUAAAACAGCAUACCGAACUGAGGUUUCUGACAUUCCCAAACAGGUCAUGAAAUGUUGCCAUGGCUACGAACAAGUUGGGAGUUUCUGUGCCUUGUCCUUGAACAGAAGUGCAAAAUUCACAUCUAAGCCAGGGCUCUGUCCCUCUGGAAGUGUGACAGGCUAUCUGUGGAAUGAAACCUCUGGAACAAACUCCACCAGCUCUGUGUGUGAAUGGGACAUAGACUGUCCUCAAUGGCAAAAGUGCUGUCAGACCGGAAACAUCUCUCAGUGCUCAGACCCGCUUUCACCAGCCAACAGAAGCUGGUGCUUUAAUGUGACAAUAACAGUAAAGACAGCUUAUGAGUUCAUAAGUAUGGACAAAGGACUCUUCAAUCACACAAGACUACUGCACUCUGUGGUAACUGGUGCUCUGGGCACUGAUGGAAUCUCUGUGUAUCAUGUAUGGUCGUGGUCAGCAGGGCUCUUCACAACCUCUUCCUCUCUACUGGUUUGCUUCUCUGAAGUUCUCUCACUAGAGGACAUCUCCAAAAGACUGUAUCUGCUGGGAAACAUAGAGGAGGUGACUAAUGUUGUGGUGCAAGAUGUGGAUGAAUGUGCCGCUCCAGAGUUGAACAUUUGUUCUCGUCUCGCAAACUGCACGAAUACAGUUGGAUCUUAUCUCUGUGCCUGCCAUCAGGGUUAUCACGACCACAAUUCUACACAGCUAGGAACAGUUUGCAUGGCCCCCAGGGUCACAACUCAGCCUUUCACUAAUAUCCUAGAAAACUCUACCAGCCCAACUGGGAUUACAUCUCAUCACUUUAUGGGCAACCUUUCCACUUCAAACCCACUGCCAGGUAAUACAACAUACACUAAUGGAGCACAAAGAGAUGGCAUCACGUCGAGACUGGUCUGGACAUCCACUGAUCUGUCUCCUCAGCCAAAUAAUUUAUCCAUCAGCCACCCGUCUCCUACAUGUGACUACAUACCCAAGAUCACCAGCCUCUUCUCUCAUAACAUCACUGAAUCUUCUUUUUAUGUGGCAUGGACCACCGACAACCAGACCGGUGUAACUUUCCACCUGGUUCUGCUACACGAGACCACUGUGCUGAAUAUCUCACAUACGACAAACUUUUAUUGGAUGAUCACAAACCUGAACCCUGGUGUUCUGUAUACUGUACAUGUCACUCCAUUUGCCUGUGAUAACCAAGGAAACAACUCAGAACUCAAAGUGAGGACAGAUGGACAGACGCUUAGAGCUACAGCCCGUUUGACCAACAUGGUGUUUACACAGAACUUGAGCGAUCCAACCAGUGACCAGUAUAAAGCAUUCUGUGCCAAUGUCAUACAGGAGAUUCUUUCGUCCUUGCCUCAAGAAAUCUAUAUAUUAGUCAUCUCUGGACAGGUCACCAUCCAGAUCACAUCCCUUUCUCCUGGCAGUGUGAUCGUGAACUUUUCCUUUGUGUUUCUAUCCAGCAGCAACCUGAACAUAUUUAACGUGUCCACUGCUUUGAUGGGGUCUCUACUCAACAGCUCCAUAUAUACUGUAGACAGUAUAAACAUAGAAGAUAUAAAUGAGUAUUUGCUGCUUGACUGCUCUACAUUGACUGACUGUAUAAACACUAACAGCUCGUACACCUGUGCCUGUUGGAACGGGUACACAGACUUGAGCCCCAGCAGACCAAGACGCAGCUGUGUAGCUUCACCUUCAACGUCGCCUCUACAGUCCUCUUCUAACUCCACUACACCAAGCUUUAAUCCCACCACAAACUAUCCCAGAACAUCUUCAAAUUCCACUGACAUGAGCACCACAACAACUCAUAUUACAAACACCAUGUCUGGAAACCCUUCGGCUCCUGGUUUAGUAGCAACUACAACCCCUGAACAGAACAACACCACAGCAACAGUGAAUGUACCGGUGAUAUCUGUGAAUUUCACAACAGUACUGAACAACAGUCCUACCAUAUCGCCUGCACCCAUGCCACCAAACCUUGUCAGAUCUACAGCACCAAGUCUACAAACAUCAACCAUUUCAUCUGAAAUGCACACUACUGCCCAUUUGAUCUCCAGUACUAAGUCCAUAGAUGCUGAGUGCAGCCCAGGUUAUAUAUCAGUUGUGGUAAGGAAAGACUUCCUGCAGUUAAAUAACAUCCCAGAGAGUUCCCUAUACCUUGGUCAAUCUGACUGUGGGCCCAGUGGAGGAAAUUCAACCCACUUGCGGCUCACUGCAGCCUGGGAUAAGUGUGGUACUAUGCUAGAGCAUAACAGCACCCAUAAUACAGCUAAUGUGACUCUAUAUAACAACUUGAGCAGUUCGGUGUUACUUAACAGUCUUUGGAUGGCUUCCGUGCAUCUGGCAGUUCCCAUCAUCUGCACCUACCCCAGCCGCAUCAUCAUCUCCACUGGAUACUCACCCACAGGGUAUUUCGAUAUCAAAGACACAGUGGAAGGAUCGGGUAGUUUCCAGGUUAUUGUGCGGCUGCUGAACGGGACGUCUCCUCUGCCUGAGAAUUACAGUCUCUCCCCUGAUGAGGAGGUUAUUAUAGAGGUUGGGGUCAACACUACUAUCCCCCAAAUCAAAGUCGUCAUCAGCAAGUGCUGGGCCACUUCCUCCAGUGACUCAUUACAGCAACCUAACUAUGUGUUUCUGGAUAAUGGAUGUCCAGUGCCAAACACAUAUACCACAGUUCUUCAGAACGGAAACAACACUGUAUCUUUGCUGUCAGUACAGAUCUUUUCAUUCGUGAAUAUAAGCGUCAUCUACCUACACUGUCAGAUCCAGAUCUGUAUCGAGAUUCUGGAUAACACCUGCACUCCUUCUUGUAUGGGGAGAACAAUGAGGUCUUCUAAUCUAAUUGGAGUGACAAAGGCAUCUUUUGGACCACUGCACAGAAUACAUAAAACCCCAGUCCAAAACACAUCAGAUCAGACACUUCAGACUGUUGGAUUUGUUCUACUUGGCAUUGGUUUGUUUUUGUUUUCCCUGAUUGGCAUUGCAGGACUGUUCUAUCACAAAAGGAAAAUCGGGACCUACAAUUUCCAUUUCAAACCACAGCAGGAAAACUUCACCUAUCAUGUUUUUGACACAUAAAUACUCAGAGAUAGUUAACUGUACGGCUGAGGUUUAAUUUUAUUGAUGAAUGUUCCAUCAUGUAUAGAAAAUAAAACUAAUGGUUUAAUUUCACUAUAUUUUUGUACUGAAACAAUGUACUCUAAAAGCCAUUUUCCUUUGUUUUUUGUUUUAUUGUGAACACUGUGAAUCUUAGAAAUUACACAUGUAUAGAUAUUUUUCCUUGUUGAAUAUGUUACUUAAAUUUAAUUUAAGAAAAGUGCACACAAACCCUAUA
Messenger RNA from Myxocyprinus asiaticus (Chinese sucker), 3550 nucleotides. RefSeq names its product uromodulin-like 1 (gene umodl1). Lineage: Eukaryota; Metazoa; Chordata; Actinopteri; Cypriniformes; Catostomidae. Gene Ontology annotation, cellular component: cell surface; extracellular region. The record is from RefSeq and is a predicted model, not a curated record. The transcript has 18 exons. Gene Ontology annotation, molecular function: calcium ion binding; protein binding; peptidase inhibitor activity. The coding region runs from base 1 to 3294 and encodes 1097 amino acids.